CUGCUGUCUCCUGGUACGAGGAGUUCCAGAGGCUCUACGACACCAUCCCCUGUGUGGAGGUGCAGGCCCUGAGGGAGCACAGUGACCAGGUGUUGCACCUCAGCUUCUCCCACUCCGGGGCUCUCUUCGCCUCCUGCUCCAAAGACUGCACUGUCAAGAUCUGGAGCAACGAGCUGGACAUCUCCCUGCAGCACAGCUCCAACAUGAGGCCGUACAACUGGAGCUACACCCAGUUCUCCCAGUUCAAUGCUGACGACUCCCUGCUGCUGGUGUCGGGCGUCUUCGUGGGGCCUCACAACUCCUCCUCGGGGGAGAUCGCCGUGAUCAGCAUGGAGAACUUCACGCUGCUUUCCAGGGUGAGGAAUAAACCCUAUGAUGUGUUUGGCUGCUGGCUGAACGAAACCAACCUGAUCUCUGGCAACCUGCAUCGGAUUGGGAGGAUAACCUCCUGUUCUGUGCUCUGGCUGAACAACGCUUUCCAGGGCAUCGAGUCCGAGAACGUGAACGUGGUGAAGAGGCUGGUCAAGAUCCAGAACCUGAACGCCAGCACCCACCGCACGGGGCUGGUGGGCGAGUGUGGCGGCCCCGCCAGCCGCUACGACUGCCCCGACCUGCUGCUGGACUACCAGGAGCAGCUGGCUGCCUCCUCCUCCUCCUCCUCCUGCCCCCUCCUGGAGCUCGGCAGUGACAGCGAGGAAGAGGAGGCCAAGCCCAGGCAGAGCGGGGAGGCAGCAGUGCAGGAGCGGCUGGCGGGCGGGGGGGUGAGCACGGAGGAGGGGCUGCAGCAGCUCUUUGAUGACCUCCUGGAGGGCUGUGUCAGGCCUGCCCUCACUGAGGCACAGCUGGAGACAAAGGUGGCCGAGCUCUUUGUACGCAACAGAACUAAACCCCCCGAGCUGAACCUGCUCCCCACGGACAGCAGCAGCAAGAUGAAGUACUUGAUCUUCACCACGGGAUGCCUCACCUACUCCCCACACCAGAUAGGCAUCAAGAGGAUCCUGCCCCACCAGAUGACGACGGCGGGGCCGGUGCUGGGGGAGGAGAGGCGCUCGGACGAGUUCUUUGACUCCCUGGACCACGUCAUCGACAUCCACGGGCACAUCAUCGGCAUGGGGCUCUCCCCUGACCACAG
Messenger RNA from Merops nubicus (carmine bee-eater), 1132 nucleotides. It is a transcript of the gene FBXW5, whose product is annotated as F-box and WD repeat domain containing 5. Lineage: Eukaryota; Metazoa; Chordata; Aves; Coraciiformes; Meropidae. Gene Ontology annotation, cellular component: SCF ubiquitin ligase complex; Cul4-RING E3 ubiquitin ligase complex. Gene Ontology annotation, biological process: protein ubiquitination. The record is from RefSeq and is a predicted model, not a curated record. Gene Ontology annotation, molecular function: protein binding.